Messenger RNA from Chara braunii, 3127 nucleotides. The record is from the annotation of a GenBank genome assembly. NCBI's taxonomy places the organism in Eukaryota, Viridiplantae, Streptophyta, Charophyceae, Charales, Characeae.
UGCUGGACUUUGUGUGCUUGCCCGAUUCCUCGAACAGGGUCAGCACCUACACUGAAGAUCUUAUUCACAAACAAGAGCCUCUGAUGAGUGUGCUUCGGCUUCUCUGCUUAUUCUCCAUAACUGGUGGUGGAGUGCCAAAAAAGCAGUUUGAAUACUUCAGGCGGGAGCUUUUGCAAACUUAUGGCUAUGAGCAUUUAUUCACCCUCAACAACUUGGAGAAAGCAGGACUUUUCAGAGUCCAGGAGGGGAAGAGCCCAUGGCCACUGAUCAAGAAAUCGCUGAGACUUGCAGUUGAAGAUAACGAUGAUUCCAACCCGAAAGAUAUUGCUUACGUGUACUCUGGGUAUGCUCCCAUGAGUAUAAGGCUGGUUCAGCAUGCGCUCAAAGGAGGCUGGGGUGCAAUUGAUGAAACUUUGCGGUUGCUUCCAGGGCCAGCUUUCCAGAAGAAGCAACUCUUGGACGCAAGCAUACAGAGUGAUUCCCCAGCCGAUCACUUCCAUUAUGAGAAUGCUGGUGCUGGGCAAGAUGGCCGGCGCUCGCUUGUGCUUGUGGUGUUCAUAGGAGGGGUCACAUUUGCAGAGAUAUCGGCACUGCGUUUCCUCAGCAAACAGGAGGACAUGAAGUGCGAUUUCAUUGUUGCAACGACAAAGCUGGUGAAUGGCUCCUCGCUGUUGGAAACACUAACAGAUGAUCCUCUCAGCUUGAGGUGAUAUUUUGUUAAGCAGAGUGGCCAAUCGCAAACAGCAGUGAAGAGACCUGAACUACGGAAAGGUUUGAUGGUGAAGCAUUUUGUCCUGUUCUCGCCCUUCUCUCUCUUUCAAUGUCGUGACACCACAUAGAUAAACUCUGGCAUUUCAGUUUGUGGAUGCAUAUGGCGUAUAUCCUCUGCACAGUUUGUUUGCAGAAUGCUGAGUGGAGUGCUGGUCAUCGCUGCACAGUUGUGGCUGUGCAGCCAAUCUUGCCAGUUAACUGAUUUAUUUGUAUAGAAUCUAUAGAUAUACUGGCCAAAUAAAUAGGCAGAUUCUAUUUUGAAUUUUUCCCACAUUUGCCUUGUGAGUGCGCGCUUUAGUCUUAUAAACUUUCAUUACCAUCUGACAAUGUGCAUUUGUAGGUUGACGUAGGCCGAACUAAAGUUGACAUCAACAGAUGAAAGGUUAGAUAGAUAGAUAGUUAGGUAGAUAAUCAGCCAGACAAGGUUACAGAGUGCGAUGAGGAAUUUUUUGCGAAAUUCAGUGCAGGUGCCUUUCACUGAAAAAUCGGAAAGUUUGUUACAGAAAGUUACAGACUACUGUUGUGAUAUUGUCUUCACAAUGCUCCAGCCUCUUGCACAAUUCCAAGAACUGAACAAUUCAGUGAAUUAUAAAAUAGACAGGUGUUCCGGAGGACAAUAAAAACGUGCACAGACUCUUAAGAAUAAAGGGGGGCAUCAUAUUACAGGGCUGGCCAUGUGCGUCAAGAUACACUUUGAGUGUGUAUUGUGACUGGUCUUAGUCGUGAGUUGCCAGUGCUGCCCAGUGAAAAAUUUCCCAUGGGCCCACUCCAAGAGUUUUCAUAUUCUUUUGGAACACAUGGAGAGGGGAAGCCAAGCUGCUCUCAGGAGAGUGCUACUGGUUUCACACGGCGUCUCUCGCCUUAUGCAAAUGCUACUGGUUUCAUGCAAAGCGUCUGCGGCCUUAUGCAAGUGCUACUGGUUUCAUGCAAAGCGUCUGUGGCCUUAUGCAAAUGCUACUGGUUUCAUGCAAAGCGUCUGUGGCCUUAUGCAACCUGUGGAUUCGUGUGCUGCCUGGCUGUACGUGAUUUUGUUAGGAACUCAGGAUUGGAUUGCCUGAUUGAUUUGGCUGUUGUCUUUGGCUGUGCUGCACGGUGAACUUCAGUGAGUAGGCUCAGAGAGCCUAUGGGUGUGAGUCCCAUAGGUUGUGGCCACGCAGCCUACCGUGGCCUUCUUUCAGCAGGGCUUUGUUACGACACAAAGGGAGAGGACAAUUGUGCGUUGCUCACUAGGGAUCCCGGUGGCGCAUGAAGGUUCCACGGUCGUAGGCAAGUGUGCAUUAAUGGAUGUGCGGGUGAAUGUCCGCUAAUACAUCUUCCACUCAUCCCGGGGACCAUAUCCUGUCCACUCAUCCCAGGGACCUUACCCUGUCCACUCAUCCAGGGGACCAUAUCCUGUCGCCACAAGGAGAUCGCUGGAUUUAGCCUAUCCUCGGAAGAUUUCCAACCUUGUGUCCGAGAUGCAGUUGAAUAGGGAGUUCAUCAACGCGAUGUGUAGGUGGGAUACCGGACCAAACAUGGCAAGGAGGGCACGAAGCAACGUCUUCUAUGUACUUAGGUUGAUUAUUGACGUACUUACUGGCACAGGUAGAGAACCCAUGUUUGUACUGUGUACUGCGACUGAGCGUUGACAGGACGGAUCUGUUAACACUUCCUACUUAACCAUGUAGAUGCGCGGAACCUUGCACACUCUUCAAUGUUACGGGGUCAUGCUUUGACUGUGCACCCACGUACAGAUGCAUUGAACCUUGCACUUGCCAAGUAGUGAACGCCUUUAGCUUGGGCAUCAAGCAUGCCUUGGCUGAGUACAACUCCAUGCAUCACUAUAAAUAACACUGCUGAUGAAAUGGUUUCAAGGAAUAAUGGGCCCUUGGACUCUUUCGGAAAUUGAGUACAAGUUAGUAGAUAGAGAAUCGGUUUAGACAACACGAAUGACGAAAGGUGGGAAUAAUGCGUCCUUGGAAUCCUUUCUGAAAUCGUUGUUUCCGCUGCUGCUGCUGCCGCUGCCACUGCUGGAUUGCUGGAUUGCUGGAUUGCUGGAUAAUUUAAUGUUAGGACUUAGGACUCGUAGGAGAUGUUCUUUUACUGUUCUAUAUGAGAGCAUUCCUAAAAAUGUGUCCAAGAAAUUUAUAUUGUAUUGUAUUGUUCAUUAGACCAACCACCAUGGUGGAGCUCGCAUCUCACCUCUUAGUCUACAGAGGAAGAAUGAAGGAGAAGUUCCACCGUUAUCGCUGACAACUCGGAAAUGGUGUGCUGAUGAUGCAUAAAUGUUCCACCGUCAUCUCUUAGUCUACAGAGGAAGAAUGAAAGAGAAGUUCCACCGUCAUCUCGCUUAUGUAAACAAAUUGCAAGUACAUUU